This is a messenger RNA of Xylona heveae TC161, 595 nucleotides long. RefSeq names its product DNA directed RNA polymerase II 15 kDa subunit. NCBI's taxonomy places the organism in Eukaryota, Fungi, Ascomycota, Xylonomycetes, Xylonales, Xylonaceae. Gene Ontology annotation, cellular component: RNA polymerase II, core complex. The transcript is spliced from 4 exons. Gene Ontology annotation, biological process: transcription-coupled nucleotide-excision repair; DNA-templated transcription; transcription initiation at RNA polymerase II promoter. The coding region runs from base 212 to 595 and encodes 127 amino acids. The record is from RefSeq and is a predicted model, not a curated record. Gene Ontology annotation, molecular function: nucleic acid binding; DNA-directed RNA polymerase activity; zinc ion binding.
CAUUCAUCCUCUCGACAAUUGUCCGAGUUUAUUGAAUACGAUUUCCACGUCGCUUUUUCUCCUCACUCGAAUUCUUUACAAGACUUCUACGACCUGUUCGACUUUGACUUCAGCAAAAUCUACCAUCGUCUUGUCCAAAUCGGAUUUGGAAUAACAAGUUCUGACAAGCAUCUCUAUUGAAUCGAUUCACCCGAUCUCGAAAGCCUUUAUCAUGUCUGCUUCUCCAGCUCCGGCAAACGGCCAGCAAGGAGGCAGUGAGCAAAUCACUUUCCGAUUCUGCCGCGAAUGUUCCAACAUGCUUUACCCCAAGGAAGAUCGUCUUAGCAAUACGCUCAUGUUCGCCUGUCGAACCUGUCAGUUCAGCGAGCCCGCUACCUCAUCCUGCGUCUUUCGCAACAACCUCUCCACAAAUGUGGCCGAAACGGCAGGAGUAACGACAGACGUCGGUUCCGAUCCUACGCUGCCGAGGUCGAACAAGCAGUGCCCGAGCUGCAGCGAGACCGAAGCGGUAUUUUUCCAAUCUCAACAACGUUCUGCAGAGACCGGAAUGAAACUUUUCUACGUCUGCUGCAGUUGCGGCAAUAUUUUCUUUUAA